Messenger RNA from Ricinus communis (castor bean), 1824 nucleotides. RefSeq lists its product as uncharacterized. The coding region runs from base 104 to 1159 and encodes 351 amino acids. The record is from RefSeq and is a predicted model, not a curated record. Lineage: Eukaryota; Viridiplantae; Streptophyta; Magnoliopsida; Malpighiales; Euphorbiaceae. The transcript has 2 exons.
AAUUGGCUUGCACUGAAACGAUAAUGGCAUCACUAGAACUAGAGAAGAGCUACCCUGAUUAGUCUUUUCGAUUGCUGGAUCUUGGUAUAUCUCGGUGUGUUCUAUGGCUGCUCCAAAUUUAUCAAUUUCAAUGGAAGACUUCAAGCUGUUUCAUUCGAUCGAUCGCGAGCUUUAUACAGUGCUUGUGAUGAAUCUGUGGAGAGACCCAAUGGAAUCCAUGCAAGUAAUGGCUUUAUGGCUGUGGUUAGAGAGGGUGGGUUACAGCCACCUUGUAAAGAAAAUACUUUCUUUACCUAACAUUUUGAUUAAUGACCUGGCAGAUGAGACGAUCAUAUGUCUUAGCUGCUUAACCAGUGAUCAGUUUGCUUGCCAAAGUAACGACAUCCCUCUGCUGCAAAGCUUGAUGGAAAAAGAGAUUUCUGUCAAACAUUUUCAUGAUAGUAGGGUUGAUGCAACUCAAGGAGUAGUGAAGAUUACUAACGAGGUAUGCGUUAGAGCAUGUGAUGAUAUAAUGCAGCGAGCCAUUGAAAGAAAUAAUAAGCAUAACUUACCAGAUAACCAAAAAGGGAUCUUACCCACCAUUCCUCAAUCUGAACUACUCGAUCAAAUUAAGUUUACUCCUAAAGAUCAUAAAAUUCUGCCUUAUACUCAAAAAAGUAGCGGCGUUCCACCUAAGGAUAGGAAAAACUUACAAGAUAAGCAAAAAGGGAUCCUACCUACCAUUACUCAACCUAAGUUACUAAAUAAAAUUGAGUUUACUCCUCAAGCUCAUAAAAAACGGACUUAUACCCAAAAAAAUAUUGGUGGUCCUCCUGAGGAUAGGACCUUGUUUGUUACUUUCUCUAGGGGAUAUCCUGUGCAUGAAUGGGAAGUGAGGGAAUUCUUGGCUAGGUCUUAUGGCGAUUGCAUCGAGUCCCUGCACAUGCAGGGAGGUAUGGGGUUGCAUAAGCAAGCUUUGUUUGCUAGGAUUGUCUUUCACUCAGCAAAAACUAUUCAGGCGAUUCUUAAUGGGAUGGACAAGGCAAAAUUCAAUAUCAAUGGAAAGCAUGUCUGGGCUAGAAAAUUCGUCCCCAAACCCCAAAAACCGUCACUUCCAUCAGUUUCGUUGUUGCCAAACAAUCUCUUGUCCCUGUAUAUUAAUCAGGCAAUGUCGGGUUAGAAGGAGCUCCAAUUUUAGGGAUGAUGUUUAAGCUUUUACCCUGGUUAAAGCUUUCGAUAGAAUAAACAAAGAAUUGGAGUUCAAUUGCAUGUAGUAUAUGUAAUAUGUUUUAUUGUUGUUUGCAAUCAGUCUGUCUAUCUAUGUUGUGCACUUGAAAUAAAAUCAAGUAAGUUUAUGCCUAAAUGUGUCUUUUCAUCCUUUCUUCUGUCCUAAUAUGUGACUAAAUCUUUAGUCUAAUGAUUAAGAUUUAAGUUUUUACCUUAUGUAACAUAUGAGGUAAAGAAGUAUUCUUUCCCUUUCAAUAGAUCCUAACAAAUUGUGAAAUAAGAAUAUAAUCAAAAAAGAUUACUAUGUAUAUAUGUAAUCAGUAUCACUAACAGAAUGCCACCAAAGCGGCCUGCUGAAACGGUUACUGGGCUACUUUGACAAUUGUCCAGAAUAAAGGCCCGUUUACAGGUAAUUCUACUGGGGAGGACACAACAGUAAUUAAAUGAAAUUCUCAAGGGCAUAUUAGACAGAUUAGUUACACCCCCAACAAAGUCCCAUUCCAAAACCAGAGCUCCCUCUCUUUCUCUUCACCAACUUGCUUACACUGUAUUAGUAAACACCAAAUUCACAUAUGGUUUCUAUAUUAUAACUGCACUGGAUAUACCCAAUUAAUAAAG